Ilex paraguariensis (yerba mate) is the source of this 2506-nucleotide messenger RNA. The record is from the annotation of a GenBank genome assembly. NCBI's taxonomy places the organism in Eukaryota, Viridiplantae, Streptophyta, Magnoliopsida, Aquifoliales, Aquifoliaceae.
GUUCCCAUUUUGUCUCUGCUGAGUCGUAGCCUCGUUUGGACUCUUUGAGCGCAAACCACUUCCCUCAUCCCAACAUAUUCAUUCACCUUUCAACUCUCACGUUCUCUUUCCCCCCCGAUCAGGUAUCCCCACGUCACAUCGGUUCCCCAGGCGGGGUUGCUUGUUGGAUAAAAUUUCUGCAAGUCUUAUUGGCAAUCAGUCUCAUUCGACUGAUUGCCAAAACAGCGUAUGAGUCCCCAGAGAGCGUUGAGCACGAGUAGAGCCUUAGAGGGAGUUCAUGGAGUGCAUCUGGUGCCUCAUUCAACAUUUGCGUUUGAAGAGAUAAAUCAACAUGGUGUCUUGUACCAGUCAACCUGUGAAAGUAAGACUGUUGGAGCUAAUCAGCGGUUUAUGGUCCAGAGAGUUUGGCAGCAAAGACCUGCAUGUCUGAGGCCUAUCCAAUGUAGUCUAAAUGGUGAUAAUAGCCUUGCAGAAACAAUUGCUAAUGUUCUUACUUCGCUUCCAUUUAUUGCUCUUGGAAUGCAGGCCACAAGGAAGAAUCUGAAUUGUAAGCUGUAUGCAAAUUCAUUAAUCGGAGUGGGAGUUACGUCAAGUUUGUACCAUGCAUCAAGAGGAAACAUGAGAAAAUAUAUGAGGUGGGCUGACUAUUCAAUGAUAGCCACAGCAACGGUGUGUCUGACCAGAGCACUCAGGAAUGAGAAUCCAAAGUUUCUGAUGGCAGCAUCUGCUUUGUUUCUACCAAUUCAACCUCUGAUGGUCUCAGCUGUUCACACAGGGAUGAUGGAGGUAGACAUCUGUAAGAUUUAUUGAGUAACCUUGCAUUCAAAACUACCUUAUGUGUAUGUGCUAAAAGUUUAGCUCUGGGUGUUAAGCAAUGAUAAUCUCUUUCUGAAAAACUUAUGGCUGCCGGUCCUUCAAAUCUGUUAUAUGUGGGGGGAAACCCAAUCUUUGUGCUAUUUAAGACCAUGACAACCACUUGUGCCAAGUUGGCAGAUACAAUCAAACAUACAAAUAAUCUGGCUUUACAUAUCUUUUCAGUGUUCACAAAGCAACUCUUUUUGGAGUAAAAUCAAUUAGAUUGCAAAAACAUGGAUGGUUAUAUAUCUUAAUUUGAAACUUAUGUAAUCAUGAUUUUAAGUAUUGGUUGGUACCAAUACAAAUCAGCCGAGCCAUGACUGAUUCGAUACCUCCAAUCCUGAGACAGAUACAUGUUCCCUGUAAACCAUGAAGUUCACUUUAUUUGUGCUUGACUGGGGCUAGUCGUUUGAGUUAUCGUUCCACUCUAUUGCGAUAUCAUCCCACGAUGGAGUGAUUGCAACACCGUUAUUGAUCUGUACUAGUGUCCUCUGAGUAGUUAGCUGAUACCACGUUUAAGAUGAACAUAUUUUCUUCUCUUUCGGAACCGAGUUCAUAAUGGUUGUUGUCUGCCUGUCCUUUCUGCCUGAUCUUCCUUUAGUUCCAGAACCUUAAAUAACUCAGAGUUGAUCAACAAACUAACCUCAGUGCUUUUAGACCUUAGGUGGGGUGCUUUUCUGGAUGGUAGAAACACCAGGAGGGUAUUAAAGGCAGCAUUAUUUCCCUGAUCAUUUGUCCAUUAGAUCUAUUGUUGUAUUGCUGAUUUCUGUCAUGCAUUUGUAUUAUACUGGCCGCCCUUGUAGUUUUUGUUGUACUUCUUAUUCUUGCAACCUACGUUGGCUAAUAGGCAAUGCUACUUGGGUUACGCCAUAUGCCUGUAACUCUCGUCAACCUUGUCGCUUAAAGUAACUACCUUAGCCCAUAAAUAUCCCCAAUCUUCCUGGUUCCCUUUUCACAUUGCUUUUGCGUGGGUAUUUGAUUGUGUACGGAUUUGUUGGAAUAUAUGGAGCAAACAAAAUGUGUGUAAUGUGCUUGAAAAAGGGGAAGGAAAAAGGGCAGCCACUCAGUUGACCCCGUCUUGCCUUCAUCACAUCAAUGAAAGCAUGACAACUACCCACAAAUAGUUUGGAUGGACAUGCUCCCUCAUUUUACAAGAUGCAGCGGAUCAUCUAGCAUGUCGCAUUUGCGAAAAGAGCAAUCCAAGAUCCAGACUUGAGGAUGGCGCACAACGUGCAUAAGAUGUCAUCAGUCUUAGGCGGUGCACUUUUCAUAGCUGAUGAUGUCUUCCCCGGAACUCCAUUCCUUCAUGCUGGCUGGCAUGUUGCUGCUGCUGUUGGAGUUGGCACGUGUAACAAGCUUCUAGAGUAGUGUAAAAAUUCUAAAUCUAUUCACCACAUCCAAUUUGUCGAAAAUGUGUGCGUCGAGCUUCAGCCUGAAGACCAUACAAGUGAAAAAGAAAAAGAGGGAUAUGUAAUUUUAUGUCAACUUGUCGAAAUUCCAUUGUUGACCAUGUUGUGUUUCCCCGAAACUUCAUUGAAGUAUGUCUUCAGUUAUGUUGUCCAAUGCAUAAGUUGGUGAAAUUUUAUCUGGGACAGUUUUGUAUGCUAUAAACCUGUGGCAAUGCCUGUUGCUUUGUGAAGUUGCUCUCUAU